Sporisorium graminicola is the source of this 960-nucleotide messenger RNA. RefSeq lists its product as uncharacterized. The transcript has a single exon. The coding region runs from base 1 to 960 and encodes 319 amino acids. Lineage: Eukaryota; Fungi; Basidiomycota; Ustilaginomycetes; Ustilaginales; Ustilaginaceae. Gene Ontology annotation, biological process: aromatic amino acid biosynthetic process; chorismate metabolic process. The record is from RefSeq and is a predicted model, not a curated record. Gene Ontology annotation, molecular function: chorismate mutase activity.
AUGAAGAUCCCCUCUUUCCUCACCGUCUUUGUUCUUGCCGCUAUGGCUCUCGUCCACGGUGUCGAGUCUGCCCCUGCUGAUGCUCCGGUCGCGCCUGACUUCCAGGCUCAAGCCAAGGCAGGGGUCGAUCCAGAGCUCGAGGCACAGGACCGUCUCGACGUACUUCGCGGCCAAGUGCAGCGCUACGAAUCGCCUAUCGUCCACACUUUCCUCGCACGUGCUGCUCUGGGUGGAGCCGUUCCUGCCGAAACGACCAAGACCAUCUCGGUUCUCAAAUCCACUCACCACCGCGCCGAAACUUUCCCUGUUCCUGACAAACCCACCGCGGACUGGCUCAAGACCAAGGGUGGCGCCAUCUUCGACGCUUCCGCCUCCUUCCCGGCUGGCACUGGCUACGUCACCCCUGUCGUUCUGGCCAGGGAUGCUGAGCUGACACAGGGUACGAUCGGUGGCGGCGCUUUUCCUACGGGCCGUCGUCCUCAGGAUCCGGUCAACAUCCUCACCUAUCUCUCUGGCUUGUGGGCCCACCUCCAGCAGGACCCUACCCUCGAUCCUGCUGCUGUCGCCUCCCUCGAUGCCAGCCUGAACAAUCUCGUCUCGGCUCGAGUCCUCCUAGGCUAUGAAAUCGGUCUCGCCAAGUUCCAGUGGCAGAACGAAGAGUUUUGUAACAUCCUCACUUCCCAAGUCGGCACCCAGGCCGAUCCCAAGAAGAUCGAAAAACAAGUGACCCAACUCCUGACCGACAACAAGGUCCAAGUCAACCUCUUCAGGCGCGUCCAACAGAAGGCCAACGCUUACUCGAAACUCUUCUUCAACGAUCCCAAGUACCCUGACACCGCCCGAGACGACGUCCUUCGCCUCUUCCAGGCCUACAUCGUCCCCGUCACCACCGCUAUCGAGACCGAGGCGGUCAUCGAACAGGCUCACACCUGCAAGGGCUACAAAGUCCCUGAGCCCUGA